UUCUCAGUUAGUUUCAUCUUUGAGUGUAUCAAGUUGAGUUUUGUUUUUAAUCAAGGCAAGAUUCUAAACUAAUUUAUAAAAGAUUUGCCUUUAAUUUUAUAAGCAGAUUAAAAUUAAGUUUUUGUCAAAGAGAAUAAAAAUAAACACAAAUAUGAAAACUAAAAGUGAGGAGUUGAAAAGCCUUCAAGUUGAUACUUACAAUUUAGGCCAAACAAGAAAAUCAAUUCCUCUUGGAGACCAAAAUAAAGCUGUUCUACGACAGGAAUUAAUGGUUCUGCUUAUGAAUCUAGGAUUAUUGACAGGUGGGAUAAGUUUGGCCAUACCAUCUGUAACCUUAAAUCAACUCACUAAUCCCGCUGAGAAUGUACAUUUGAACAAAUCACAAGCUUCUUGGUUUGCUUCAUGCAGUUCCUUGGGCAGUCCGUUAGGAGCUCUCAUGUGCGCCUUUAUGGCUGAUAGAUAUGGACGAAAAUUUACUCUAAUAGCAACUAACUUGUUGGGAAUUAUUGCAUGGGCUUUGAUGGCUUUUCCCAUAAAAUGUUGCGAUUCGGAUUUGGUGUUUUUGCAAUUGAUGGUUUCUAGAUUGAUAACUGGCCUGGUCAAGGGUCUCGGUGGGGCAGCUGCUGCGGCUUAUGGAGCAGAAAUAUGUUUACCAAAGAUAAGAGCUAGACUUAUAAAUGCCGUCACAAUGUCGAUGGCUUGUGGAGUUUUGUUCAUUUACAUUUUGGGAUAUUUCAUAAGGAAUGACUGGAAGUUUUUAGGAAUGAUCCUGUUGGCUUAUCAAUUGAUCUGCUUAGCUCUUUUGCUUCUAGUAAAGGAGUCUCCAAGUUGGCUUAUGUCAAAAGGAUACGUCGCAGAGUGUAAAGCGUCUUUAACAUAUUUUCGGGGACUUGAGAAGGGAGAAACCCACAAAGAAGUUGAAGAAGAGUUUCUCCUUCUCUCGAAUAAAUUCAAGCACUCCAUUGAAGAUCAAACGACAUCAUUUUGGGGAUCUCUCAGCCGUCCAGAACUCUACAAACCAUUUACGUUAGCUUUUAUCUUUUACAUUUUGCAACAAUUUGCAGGAACUUUUGUGGUCAUCGUGUAUGCAGUUCAAAUACUUACCAAAUCUGGCCUUCACAUAGAUCCCUUCCUGUGUGCCGUUUACAUUGGAGUAGCUCGAUUCUUUGUAGCUAGUUUUAUCAUGACCUGGAUGUUGGAGACAUGGAAUCGUCGUCAAGUUGGAAUAUUCUCAGCUAUUAGUAUGGCCUGUUGUGUAUUCCUUUUGGCAAUAUCGAAUUGGUUUCCCUGGCUUCAAAUACCUUACCUUUCUGUGGGAAUUAUGAUAGCGUUUGUAACUACAAGCGGUGGUAUUUGGAAUAUGCCAUUUGUUUUAUGUUCAGAAAUGUUUCCACAAAAUGUACGCGGUACUUGUUCUGGAAUUACGGAUAGUUUUGCUUAUUUUAUGUCAUUUGUUGUUAUAAAAAUAUUUCCCUCGAUGGUAGAUGGAAUUGGAAUCGGGAAUGUUUUUGCAUUUUAUGGUCUAAUGGCCGCUGUGACAGCAUUAUUUAUAUUUUUGUACAUUCCCGAGACAAAAGGAAAAACACUUCUUGAAAUAGAAGAAUAUUUUAAAAAUGGACAGAAAAAAGAAUCAGGAAGAAGAAAACACAAUAGGGAUGCGGAAAUGAAGGAAAUGUUCGUAAACAUAAAAAUGGAAAACGAACAGUUGGGAAGGGUUAAAAUUCGAACAGAUAUGCAAUUCAUGCUUCCUGUCAGUUGGACAUUAAUUAUUGAUGACAGAUCAAUGACUUUGCGACACCAGGAUAUUUGUCAUCAUGUCCAUCAAUAUUUUGUAGUUAAACAAAAGAAAAACAAAGACAAAAUGUCAAAGAACUCCACUGAACUCGAGUGUCUUCACAAUGGACAGUUUAAGGAAAAAAUUGUUCCCGAAAAAGAGAAACCAAUACCACUUGGUGAUAGGAGAAAAGCUGUUUUGAGACAAGAGUUAAUGGUUAUUCUAAUGAAUCUUGGAAUUCUAGUUGGUGGCAUGAGCUUAGCACUUCCAGCUGUCACCCUUGAUCAUCUCCGAGAUCCUACACAAAAAUUCCAUUUGGAUGAAUCACAAUCCUCUUGGUUUGCUGCAGCCAGUUCCGUGGCAUGUCCUGUGGGAUCUUUCUCAGGAGUCUUCUUGGUUGAUAGAAUUGGAAGAAAAAACUCAAUAGCAUUGAUAAAUAUAUUCGCUAUCAUUGGAUGGUUGUUAAUGUCAACUGCGUAUUAUGACGAUCCCAGCUUAGUCUACGUACAACUGAUUAUUUCAAGAUUAUUUUCGGGAAUUGCAACAGGAAUGGGUGGAUCCCCAGCUUCGGUAUAUGGGGCAGAAGUAUGUCUUCCCAAAAUGCGUGCCAGAUUAACAAUGGUCGCAUCGAUGGCCAUUGCUAGUGGAGUUCUGUUUGCCUAUGUUGUGGGCUAUUUUUUUAGGAAUAACUGGCGAUUUAUUGGAGUCAUCUUCUUAGGCUACCAAAUUAUCUGUUUGAUAUUAUUAAUUCCAGUAAAGGAGUCUCCCAAUUGGCUUCUAUCUAAGGGACGAGUUGUAGAAGCCAAGGCAUCUUUGUCGUACCUACGGGGAUUGGAUAUUGGUGAAACCCACGAUGAAGUCGAAGCAGAGUUUGUUGCACUUAUACAUUCUUGUCAACCCAAAGCUGGUGACAGGAAAGUAUCACUUUGGAAGUCUAUACGCCUGCCAGAAGUCUACAAACCCUUUAUGAUCGGAAUAGCCUUCUUUGCGUUUCAGCAAUUUUCCGGAACUUUUGUUGUAGUGGUCUAUGCUGUUCAGAUCAUAACCAAGGCAGGAGUUCAUACAGACGCCUUCUUAUGUGCCAUUUACGUUGGUAUAGCGAGAUUUAUUGUGGCAUCCGUUGUGAUGACAUGGGAAUUGGAGAAGUGGGGACGAAGGCCUGUUAGCAUUUUCUCAGCUGCCAGUACAGCUUGUUGCCUCUUCCUUCUAGCUUCCACUAGCUGGUUCACAUGGUUGCACAUACCAACUCUAUCGGCGAUAACAAUAGUUGCUUUUGUUUUUGCUGCUGCAGGGCAAUGGGCAAUUCCGUAUGUUAUACUUACGGAGAUUUAUCCACAAAAAGUUCGAGGAGCAUUUUGUGGACUAACAAUUGGUAUUGGAUAUUUGAUAACAUUCUCAGCGAUUAAGAUCUUUCCAGCGAUGUCACGCUGGAUGGGAAAUGCUAAUGUUUUUGCAUUUUAUGGGACGAUAGCACUCUUGACGAUCGUUUUCAUCUAUCACUUUAUUCCAGAAACUAAGGGUAAGACUUUUGUGGAGAUCGAGAGCUUUUUCCGGAAGCCAAAACGGGAAAGUCGAAUUGAUCUAGAAGCGACAGAAGUUUUUGUUAAUCAAAAGAAAAAUAUGAAGAGUUAAUGAAGAUUGAUUGAUUAUCAAAAUAAAAUAAGUAUAUAUUAA
Eupeodes corollae is the source of this 3448-nucleotide messenger RNA. RefSeq names its product facilitated trehalose transporter Tret1-like. Gene Ontology annotation, molecular function: transmembrane transporter activity. Gene Ontology annotation, cellular component: membrane. Gene Ontology annotation, biological process: transmembrane transport. The record is from RefSeq and is a predicted model, not a curated record. The transcript is spliced from 12 exons. Bases 152 to 3406 code for a protein of 1084 amino acids. Lineage: Eukaryota; Metazoa; Arthropoda; Insecta; Diptera; Syrphidae.